Messenger RNA from Symbiodinium sp. CCMP2592, 1035 nucleotides. The record is from the annotation of a GenBank genome assembly. NCBI's taxonomy places the organism in Eukaryota, Dinophyceae, Suessiales, Symbiodiniaceae.
AUGGCAUCAGAGCAGCGGCUGGCUGGUACGCUGCGGGUGUACUUCGAAGACAACACGUUCAGGACGUUGCCGCUGAAGCCAGAAUCCACUGUUCAGGAUGUGAUCGAGUCGCUGUGCAAGCGGCGGGCCUCCAAUGGCAGAGAAGCAGAUCCCGAAAGGCAUGAGCUCCUCCUGAAAGCCCCGGGCCCGGGGCGCACGAAGCUCAGAGAGCGGCUUCUGCAGCGUGAGGAGCGGCCCCUUCAGAUCCAGGAGAAGGGCGGCCAAAGUGCCUUUAAGUUCCUGUUCCGCGAAAUUCGGCAAACAGGACAUGACACCCUGAAUGUUGAAGAUGAGCUCACGCUGCCGCUUGCCAACAAGGACGGGCGGCUGCGAACUGGAUCUUUGGAGCUCGACUGCGACGGGGCCUGGCAGCGCUGCACGGUAGCCCUGGACGGUGAAAGCCUCUGGCACUCGCAGGUCUUCCAGGAUGACGGUGCUGCACUUGGUGGUGGCAUGGCCCGCAUGCCCCUUCGAUCUGCCGUGGGUGUGGUGCAGGGCGAGGACGAGGAGGAGAGGGUGUUCCAGCUCUUGACCCGAGAUGGUACACUGACGUGGCGAGCCAGGAGCACGAAAGCGCGCAACGGCUGGCUGGAGGAGCUCUCGGCUCGACUCAAGCAGGUCCAGGAUGUAGAGCUUCUGACCAAAGCGGAGAAUCUCAUCUGCGAAGUCGAGGCGCGGCGUUGUGAUGAGAACCUUUCCAAGUUGGAAGCAUUCGACACAGUCGAGGGCCUCUUAGCCGGUGGGGAAGCUCGCGACCUCUUCCUGUGGUUUCUACGGGCUCAGCUUGAGCAGUUUCCCAGCAUCACCGAUGAGUCUCUGCGGUCACUGGCUGCCGAGCCUUCCUCGGAAGCGGUUCAUUUCGCGGAGGAGAUGCUGCCGAGGUUCAAAGAGCACCCGGGCAUCCAGAGUCGGCUCUGCCGAAUUGCAGCGGGAGUUCCCGGAAAUAUCUGCUGGGCAUUGCAGGAGUCUACUUACUUUCAAUGCCAGUGUCGCUGA